AUGGCGCAGGAGGUAUGGGUGGGCACCUGGAGGCCCCAUCGCCCCCGGGGACCCAUCAUGGCCCUCUACAGCAGCCCUGGACCCAAGUACCUGAUUCCACCCACCACAGGCUUUGUGAAGCACACGCCCAACAAGCUGCGUGCACCGGCCUACAGCAUCCAUGGGGCCCCCAUGCUCCUGGCAGAGAACUGCUCCCCGGGGCCCCGCUACAGCGUGAACCCCAAGAUACUGAGGACUGGCAAGGACCUCGGCCCCGCCUACUCCAUCCUGGGGCGCUACUGCACUAAGACCACGCUGACCCCCGGCCCUGGCGACUACUUUCCAGAGAAAUCUACCAAGCAUGUGUUCGACUUGGCGCCCAGCCACUCCAUUUCUGCCCGAACCAAGACCUUCCGAGUGGACAGCACCCCAGGCCCCGCUGCCUACAUGCUGCCCGUGGUGAUGGGGCCUCACACUGUCGGCAAGGCCUCCCAGCCCGCCUUCUCCAUCAAGGGCCGCAGCAAGCUGGGCAGCUUCAGCGACGACCUGUACAAGACCCCAGGUCCCGCAGCCUACCGCCAGACCAAUGUCCAGGUGACUAAGUUCAAGGCUCCACAGUACACCAUGGCUGCCCGAGUGGAGCCCCCGGGGGACAAGACCCUCAAGCCAGGACCAGGAGCCCACAGCCCUGAGAAGGUGACAGUGACCAAGCCCUGCGCCCCCAUCGUCACCUUUGGCAUCAAACAUUCUGACUGCAUGACACCCCUGGUGGUGGACGUGGAACAGCCCUGGCCCCGCCCCACCCGCCACGCCACGCCUCUGCACAUCACGUGCCCCCAACAACAGAUUCCCUGA
Balaenoptera acutorostrata (minke whale) is the source of this 834-nucleotide messenger RNA. It is a transcript of the gene CIMAP1A, whose product is annotated as ciliary microtubule associated protein 1A. The record is from RefSeq and is a predicted model, not a curated record. Bases 1 to 834 code for a protein of 277 amino acids. NCBI's taxonomy places the organism in Eukaryota, Metazoa, Chordata, Mammalia, Artiodactyla, Balaenopteridae. The transcript has 6 exons. Gene Ontology annotation, cellular component: cytoskeleton; outer dense fiber.